This is a messenger RNA of Henningerozyma blattae CBS 6284, 1482 nucleotides long. RefSeq names its product Ice2p (gene ICE2). Gene Ontology annotation, cellular component: perinuclear endoplasmic reticulum; cortical endoplasmic reticulum; endoplasmic reticulum membrane. NCBI's taxonomy places the organism in Eukaryota, Fungi, Ascomycota, Saccharomycetes, Saccharomycetales, Saccharomycetaceae. The transcript has a single exon. Gene Ontology annotation, biological process: endoplasmic reticulum inheritance; septin ring assembly. The coding region runs from base 1 to 1482 and encodes 493 amino acids. The record is from RefSeq and is a predicted model, not a curated record.
AUGUCACAAGUGCUUAAAAAUCUUGGAGAAAGUACAAGAUUCUUUUUUGCAGGCAUAUACUUACUAUCGGUAUUGAUGACGGUUCCGAUUGCCUUUCAACUUGGGGGACUUCAGUGUGGGCUUGCAUUUACAUUGACGUUAUUUAGUUCUUAUUUUAUUACAACUACACUAAAUGCAAUAGCAAGAAAACUAAGAUGGCAACGAUUUAUUGCUUGGACUAACUUUCUAUAUUAUUUUCAAAAUUUCAAUAUAAUAGGCAUUUUACAUAUAUUCCUUUCAUUAUUUUCACAUACUGAAUUAUCCAUAUCAAUGAGUGAUGAAAAUCCUUCUAUGGAGACAAUUACUUCUAUAUUAAAGAAUAAUGAUACAUAUCCAUCCAAGACAAUAUCAUUUAUUUAUAAAUAUUUCUUUUAUUAUGCGAUGCCUCGAUGGAAAUUUUGUCUUUCAUAUUCCACUCCCUUAUUUGCUUUAGUGGAAGGGUUUUUCACAAUCUUGGCUAUUCAAGUUAUUGGUGAAACAAAUAUAUGGUUAACUACAGUUAAAAAUUCAAGUAUAUGGAUUAUCUUAUCAUUAAUAAUGUCAAGUAGUAUGGUUACAACAUCAAUAUAUUAUAUCUAUAAAAUAUAUGUGACUCCACUUUGGCACCUUUCAAAUCAAGUGGCUUCAUUAUUAAGUUUUACAUUUUCAUUAGUUGGAGGUGUAGCCAUAUAUGGAAUUGUAAGUCAUCGUGGUUCAGUAGUGGAAAGUUCUUUAUUCUUUGCAUAUAUUGUAUGUUGUAUAUAUGAAAUUUCUCCCAUUAUGGCUACUACUGCCAUGGAUGAUAUAUUUGAUACAUUAAAGGAAAGUUGGCAAAUUCAUCAAAGGAAUUUUUUUAUCAGUGAUAAUUUAUUAAUUUAUUAUUAUAAUUCUUUAAUCAAGAAUGUAGAUGAGUUUAUUAAAUUGAAAAUUAUUAAAUUAACUACCAAGGAUAAUUUUUCUAAUAAAUUUAAUUCUCUAUUAUUCCAAUGCGUUAAAAUUUCCAAGAAAUCAUUUAAAUUCAUAUUAAAAUUAUCCAAAAGAUUUACAUUAGGUAUACCAUCAUCAAUUUAUGAAUUAUAUUCAAUAACAUUAAAAAUGGCAUCUGAAUCGAUAUCACCUGUAAUUCUAGUAAAUCUUUGCUAUAGAGUAUUAAUAUUUUAUGCAGCCACUAGAAUAAUUCCUGCUUUAGAAAGUAGAAGUAAUGGAUUUUCUAAUAAUAAUAUUAAGACUAAAUCAAACAGCAAAUUUAUGAAAGUAUUGUAUUGGUAUAGUCCAUGUAUUUUAAUUGCCAUGUAUACCAAUUUAAUUUUACAAUAUUCAGGUGAAUUGAAGAGUGAAUUUAAAUUGUGGAACAAUUCCAACAAUAAUGAGGUAGUUGUUGAUUCAUGGAGAUUUUGGAAUUGGUGUAAUAUCUUUUGGACCAUUACACUUUAUGGAAGUGAAUUAAUUGGAGGUAGGAAAUGA